AUGGAUGAUGACCUUACCUUCGGUACUUCAGUUUGGGGCUCUACAGAACCUGUUGAUCUACUCGCAAGCAAUUCCAAGUCAUCCGAGGACACCACUUCUCAGCGAACAGACGGAGACGAGUUUGAUGAUUUCGACGACUUUGGAUCACCAGAGACAGGUAAUAUUCCUGUGGAUGAUGAUGAUUUUGGAGACUUUGGAGAUGCGGACGAGUCCACACAACCCGUCGAUUUUAAGGAGGAAAUGGCAUACCCGGAGAUACCCAUUGCAGGUCCAUCGCGAAUAGAUUGGGAACCUUUACAUUUACAUCCAUUUCCUGACCGGAAAAUGCUGACGGAUCAGGUUAAUGCAAUCCUGGAACCUGUCUGGAGUAGUUGCUCUAUAUCGCAUUACACCACGAAGGAAGGAAUUCGGGAUGUGGAGGGGGUCAACCAAAUAUUGGUGACAAAUGAGAGUCGCGGCCUUCAUGCUAUGUUAGUCCAAUCACCACCACCCACAAAACCUUCCAACUGGAUACGGUCUCGAAUACGACGUCAGCACUUGAUCGCCUUGGGCAUACCCGUGAAUUUGGACGAAGUUCUUCCGCAAGCCGGUGGAAAACCUCUGCCACCCUUGCAAAUCACUACCCGACCUAUGUCUGCACCUCCGGGUCCGCGAAAUGCAAGAAAUUCCACUUCUACACCUGCAUCCCAAAACAAUUCCCGCGCAGGCUCUCCGCAUUCCAACGCCAAAUUAUCUCAGUUCGGCCCAAAGCCAUGUCUUGACGAUGACAAGAUAAAGGAACUGCUUGAGAUCGAUCCCGAAAACCUGAAAUUACAACCAUUAUCCGUGAUAGAACGACACUUCGCGAACGUUAGAUCCCAGACAGCCCAAACCAACGCUCUUCUUACCUACUUACUACAGACACGAGAAUCCUUGCAGCAGGACUCAGAAACAUACAAUGGGUUGAUCGCGGAACUAAUUGGGGAAGCACAGAAAAACAAAGCAGGGAAAAGUCGAACUGCGGCUCGAAGAGGUACUGGCAUGACUUGA
Marasmius oreades (fairy-ring Marasmius) is the source of this 1029-nucleotide messenger RNA. RefSeq lists its product as uncharacterized. The transcript has 3 exons. The coding region runs from base 1 to 1029 and encodes 342 amino acids. The record is from RefSeq and is a predicted model, not a curated record. Lineage: Eukaryota; Fungi; Basidiomycota; Agaricomycetes; Agaricales; Marasmiaceae.